UCACCGUUAAGUAGAGGGUUGUCAGUCAGUAAAUAUUUUGUCUGAUGGAAUGUUAGAAGAAAAUCAAAAUGUCAGAAACCAUAGAAAUCCAGGAAAAUGGUGUGCAGAAUAAUGGCUACAUCUCAGAUAAGGAAGAGAAAAAGCAAAGUACUCUUCCGAGAGAACGAAAAGUGUCAUAUGUGGAGGACACCGGAAAUGAACCUGCUAAGAGCGAUACCAAAGUGGAGUUGCAAUCGGAAGGCUUCGACCGUCUACUGUACAAAACCAGCGAAACCCCACCUAUUCAUUUACUUCUUCUUUUCGCAUUCCAGCAAUUCUUGAUGUCCAUUUCGGGAACGUUGGCAGUCGUAUUGAUAGCAUCCAAAGUAAUCUGCGCCGGGGACGAUGAAGAAUUCGUGGCGUACAUAUUAAGUUCCUCACUCUGUAUGAAUGGGGUCUGCACAAUUUUAAUGAACACCAUCGGAGUCAGAUUACCUCUUUAUCAAGGGGCUUAUGGCGGGUAUAUUCUGCCGCUGUUGACACUAUUGGAAAUUGACCCAAAUAAGUGUAAAGUGAGAACUACUUUCCAAGGAUUAAAUUCCACGAACGCUUCUUUAGAGAUAACGGUCAGUGAAGAAUCACAAUUACGGGGCGUUAUCUUAAGAAAUAUGCGGGAGUUACAGGGGUGUUUGAUGCUUGUGGGGGUGAUACACAUGUUGAUGGGAGCCACGGGACUUAUCGGGGUACUCCUCCGCUUCAUCGGUCCUGUUACUGUGGUCCCCACCAUCUUACUACUGGGGAUUGCCGUGGUGGAUCCCAUUUUAGACUUCUGCGUACCGAACUGGGGAAUCUCAACUCUUGUAACUGCCACCGGCUUUGUGCUGGCCUUCUAUCUAGCCAAGUAUAACAUGCCUGUAGCUGUGUGGACGCCGAAGGGCGGGUGUCGUGUUGUUAAGUACCCGUUACAUCAGGUGUUUGCUAUCCUUAUUUCCAUAGUAAUUGGCUGGGUAGUUAGUUGGAUAAUUACAGAAGCAGGUGGAUUUACAGAUGACAAGACAGAUAAAGGUUAUAAAGCUCGCACUGAUGCUCGUCUGAAAGGAAUUUCAGCAGCAGACUGGUUCUUUUUUCCCUAUCCAGGCCUACAUGGACCCGUUUCGUACUCAACACCAGUUUUCCUGGGAUUUUUAAUAGCGACAUUUUUGUCCAUUUUGGAUUCAAUUGGAGAUUAUUACGCAUGCGCAUCUAUGAGCCACGUACCUCCUCCCCCUCAGCAUGCGGUAAAUAGAGGCAUUAUGGUGGAGGGAAUAGGGACUAUACUGUCUGGGGCUGUUGGGGCAACGCAAGCCACGACAACUUAUGGCGGCAACAUAGGUUCAAUAGGUGUAACAAGAGUUGCCAGUAGAAGUGUUUUUAUCGGGUGUGGCAUUCUCUUAAUCAUCUUUGGACUUUUCGGGAAGCUGUCCGCCUUGUUCAUUUCGAUCCCAUAUCCAGUUCUCGGUGGCUCUCUGAUAACAAUGAUAGGAAUGUUUAUCGGGGUCACGCUUUCUAACCUCAGACCAAUUUCUCUGACGUCUUCUAGAAAUUUAGCUAUUAUUGGAACCUCUAUUUUAAUAGGUCUUCUGAUACCAGAGUGGGUAAAAAAGUAUGGCAGUGAUAUAGACACAGGGUACCAAGACGUAGACUUCAGUUUGAAAGGUCUUUUUGGAAAUUCUAAUUUUGUGUGUGGUAUUUUAUCCUGCUUUUUGGAUAAUACAGUUCCAGGUACGUUAGAGGAGAGAGGAAUAGCUGCCUGGCAGUCAGAAGAGGAGGAGGAAAGUACUAAAUCUUUAUCAAUGACUUUUGAGGAAGGAAAGGAAAUCUACGAAAUACCACUGCCGAGAAAAAUUAAAAUGUGGUCAGGUUGGAGAUAUAUUCCCUUCAUGCCGGAUCCCAAGAGAGAAAAGAAAGAGAGAAGUCUAUCUGGUCAGUGGUCUCGUAGAAAGAGCUUGGUGACAGGUGUCGGGAGCACUGGCUAUUAGAAUAAAAUUUUGGUGUUAUAUUAGAGCAUGAACAUAUAGCUUGUGUUGUGCUGAUGGCUUGCAUUUGGAAGACAAAGACUGUCUUUUUAUGUAUUUCUGAACACACGUGAUGACCGCAUCAACCCAGAGUAAAAUUAAAAAGUUUUGUAACAUUGAUUAUUGAUUAUUACUUGAUGAAAGUUUUAAAUGUAUAUAUAUUAUAUGUAUAUAUGAUAAAUAAAUAUAUCAGAUCAAUUUAUACGUUUUGUAAAGAAUGAGAGGGUUGAUAUUAAGUAGUUUGUUCAAUGUAUGGACCAAGUUAUUGAUUUAACAUAAUACAGAAUACAACACGUUUGUUUUAUAGAAUUUUUAUUUUGCUAAUUCAUGAAAACAACAACAAAUACUUUGUAACACAUUACGAUGUACAUGUCCCCAAGAAUGACAAUGAAUUUCUCUGUCAAAGGCUCUUAAGAAAUAUUUUUAAAAUUUGGAGAAAAAUUCUAUUGGUAGGCAAAAAGAGGCUUCCGAAUAUUUGAAUUAAAAGGCAGUUGAAGAGAAAUAAGCAAUAUAUAGUAGAAAGAUAUAUGCAAGCUGUGGUCCAGAAGGGUUUAACAUUGAUAUAUGGACAGAGGUUUUAUGUUGUGAGUUUGCAUGCUAUCUGUAGAGCAAAUGUGAAGAUGUUUUCUUUUUCUCUGUAAGAAUCUCAAAAAGCACUGAAUAUAUAUAUUUUUUAAUCUAUAGGAUAUAUAUUUUCUUCACAAAAAAAGAGAAAUUAUAUCUAAGAAUAAGGAAAAAGAAUAUAGAACAUUAUUAAUGCAGAACCCCUUAAAUAAUAUUGUGUGCUUCUGCGUGUAAUUCAAUUGCUGCAUGUAAAAUAAUGAUUACUUUUCAUUAAUUUCUU
Messenger RNA from Saccostrea echinata, 2877 nucleotides. Its product is annotated as solute carrier family 23 member 1-like. The record is from RefSeq and is a predicted model, not a curated record. Lineage: Eukaryota; Metazoa; Mollusca; Bivalvia; Ostreida; Ostreidae. The transcript has 12 exons. Bases 69 to 1997 code for a protein of 642 amino acids. Gene Ontology annotation, molecular function: transmembrane transporter activity. Gene Ontology annotation, cellular component: membrane. Gene Ontology annotation, biological process: transmembrane transport.